AUGUUUACCUGUUUGGUAUCUCUCUUCGUUGGAAUGGCCGUUGGGGUUGGCCUUGCCAAUAUCUUCAAUCCUACAGUCCAGCUGGUAGCCAACACGGUCGCCAAAGCAAGUUUAAGUCCACCAGAGGUGAACGUGAAUAGCGAGUUUGUCUUCAACCCCGAAACAGGGGAAGCCAAAUGCGGUACGCACUGGACUGAGGCCAAGCGUCUGGGUUGCCAAUUUGACGUUAUGGCCUCGCGAUGGUACUCUCCAAAGUGUUUCAACCAGGAUGUCUUGCAUGAAAUGCUCCAGGAGGUCGAUUUCAAGUGGUACGCUGAUCGGGAACACACCAAGGAAGUCUCCCGGGACGUUGCACUCGCCGGCGAGUUUGAGGCUGUGUAUCCGGACAAUGAUUAUCACAUAAUGCAUUGUCUCUACUUGUGGCGACGAUUACAUUCCGCUGUCAUUGAACAUCGAUACUUGGAUGUUGAUGUGUACAGCUACGAACAUACAUUGCACUGCACAAGAUUAAUUAUGCAAUGGCCAAGGGGGAUAAAUUCCACCACAAUCGCGACCUCCGGCAUUCCGUAUUGCAGGUCUAAGCCACUGUGA
Molecule: messenger RNA, 591 nt
Organism: Penicillium vulpinum
Lineage: Eukaryota; Fungi; Ascomycota; Eurotiomycetes; Eurotiales; Aspergillaceae
Exons: 1
Coding region: 1-591 (196 amino acids)
Source: RefSeq, a predicted model, not a curated record